UGCACAGAUUUACUAGUGCUCAUGAAUUUGAUCUUGCACAAUUUUUUGCCUUUACUUGUAGGUUCAUUGUCACAAAUAAUGGUUCUGGUCAUAGCAUAGCUGGCUUGAGGUACAAGGAGUAUCAACUCCAGGAUUACAGUCCAUGGUUUGUAAAACAAUUGAACAAUACCCAUAACUGGAAGCACUUACAGAGCUGUCUUGUGAAAUCUGAUGACUGCAAAAACCUAUACAAAAAGUAUAAGACUCUCAAGCAAUACAAAUUGGCAAAGCUAACCCCUAUCGAGGCUGGUUGUUGUCGACCACCAUCUGAAUGCGGUUAUCCUGCUGUUAAUGCUUCAUACUAUGACAUGAGCUUCCACCCAGUUAGUUCAAACAAGGACUGCAAACUUUACAAAAAUGCCCGGGACAUCAAGUGCUACAACUGCGAUUCCUGCAAGGCCGGAGUUGCACAAUACAUGAAAACUGAGUGGAGAGUGGUUGCGAUCUUUAACGUGGCUCUAUUUGUUGUUCUGUCUAUGAUAUAUUUUGUGGGAUGCUGCGCGAGACGAAAUGCUGCAACAGUCCGUUCUAAAGAUUAGAAAUGGCCCUACCUCAGAAACCCUCCAAGGGGAAGAAAACUACUGUUCCUGAAGAUCGAUUUGUGCAACCCAUGAAUGAUUUCUUCUUCUUGUUGAUUGAAACAAAGAAAUUGUUCCUUUAUACAAUGGGUCAGUACUUUCUGGCUUGAGGCUUUCUGUCUAAAGUUUUUGUAAAAAAUGAUUUAUGAUUCUAUGGAAACAAAUUAUAUAAUUUCUUUAACAGUCAGAGAUUUGAGUGUGAAGUAUUAUUUUCUAUCA
Prunus avium (sweet cherry) is the source of this 836-nucleotide messenger RNA. Lineage: Eukaryota; Viridiplantae; Streptophyta; Magnoliopsida; Rosales; Rosaceae. The record is from RefSeq and is a predicted model, not a curated record.